AGCCGAGAUUUUUUGUAUGGAACAUGGCGAGGAAAUACGGAGGGGGGGAUGAGAGGGCGCCGGACGACGGAGGAUAGACGGCCGUCCACCCGCAAGAAAGCUUCCUCACAUGUUCCUCCCAGUAUCCAGGGAGCAGCCUUGUUGAAGCUCACCUGUCAACGUCUCUUGGCUCCCCCCUUCCCCCAGCUCGGGUUUCGAUUUGACUCUCUACUCUCUCUCAUCCGGUGUUUUCUGGAUCCCUUCUUCUUUCCCCUUUCGUCCAUCCCAAGGAACUCCGGACCCCGUCUUGUUUAUUUAAAAUUGCUGAACGGCUCCUCCUCCUCCUCCUCCUCCUCCCCCUCCCCUUCCCUGGGGAACGAUUGCUGCUGUGCGUUGGCAUCCGUGCAUACGUAG
Molecule: messenger RNA, 393 nt
Organism: Colletotrichum destructivum
Lineage: Eukaryota; Fungi; Ascomycota; Sordariomycetes; Glomerellales; Glomerellaceae
Exons: 1
Coding region: 49-393 (114 amino acids)
Source: RefSeq, a predicted model, not a curated record